Neltuma alba is the source of this 1225-nucleotide messenger RNA. Its product is annotated as sodium/hydrogen exchanger 7. Lineage: Eukaryota; Viridiplantae; Streptophyta; Magnoliopsida; Fabales; Fabaceae. The annotation marks the transcript as partial. Gene Ontology annotation, cellular component: plasma membrane; chloroplast envelope. Gene Ontology annotation, molecular function: potassium:proton antiporter activity; sodium:proton antiporter activity. The transcript has 11 exons. The record is from RefSeq and is a predicted model, not a curated record. Gene Ontology annotation, biological process: sodium ion import across plasma membrane; proton transmembrane transport; regulation of intracellular pH.
ACGCGGGGGAGUCCUGGUGGGGAGGGGGGCGUGUCUAUAGGCCGUUGUUGUUUUGCUUGUCUUCUUCUCUCCCACGUUCUGCGAUCAUCAUUAAGCUGAACUACUACUUUCGCUUUGAAAACUUUCCUCAUCUCUAGCUGCCUUAAUUAGUUCCAAUGGCGGCAGUGACAGAGAUGCUAUUUCCUUACAGAAUAAUGGCCGAAGAAAAUUCUACUUCGGAUUCUACUUCUCCGGAAGCUGAGUUGAAUCCAACAGAUGCAGUAAUAUUUGUAGGAGUCAGUCUGGCUCUGGGAAUUGCUUGUAGGCAUAUUUUGCGUGGUACCAGAGUCCCUUAUACUGUUGCUCUGCUCAUCAUUGGCAUUGGCCUUGGAUCAUUAGAAUAUAGUACUCAUCAUCAACUGGGAAAGAUUGGCAAUGGAAUUCGUAUUUGGUCAACCAUUGAUCCAGAUCUUCUGUUAGCUGUUUUCCUUCCUGCCCUCCUUUUUGAGAGCUCAUUCUCAAUGGAAGUUCACCAAAUUAAGAGGUGUAUUGUACAAAUGAUAUUACUAGCUGGUCCAGGUGUUGUUGUAUCAACCUUCUGCCUUGGAUCUGUUUUGAAGUUGACUUUUCCAUAUGGCUGGAGUUGGAAAACAUCACUAUUGCUUGGGGGACUUCUAAGUGCGACUGAUCCUGUAGCAGUUGUGGCUUUGUUGAAAGAGCUUGGUGCCAGCAAGAAAUUGAGUACAAUAAUUGAAGGGGAAUCCUUGAUGAACGACGGAACGGCAAUUGUGGUCUAUACUCUAUUUUUUCGGAUGGUCCUUGGAGAGAGCUUCAACUGGGAGUCGAUAAUCAAAUUUCUAGCACAAGUUUCUCUUGGAGCUGUAGGAAUGGGUCUUGCCUUUGGGAUAGCAUCUGUUUUGUGGCUUGGAUUUAUUUUUAAUGAUACAGUGAUAGAGAUCACUCUAACACUGACUGUUAGCUAUGUUGCUUUCUACACUGCUCAAGAAGGUGCUGAUCUUUCUGGCGUUUUGACAGUGAUGACACUGGGGAUGUUUUACUCUGCCUUUGCGAGGACAGCUUUUAAGGGUGAUGGACAACAAAGCUUGCAUCACUUUUGGGAAAUGGUUGCUUAUAUUGCUAAUACAUUAAUUUUCAUAUUGAGUGGAGUUCUUAUAGCUGAAGGCAUCCUUAAUGGUUACAAUGUUUUUGCUGAUGGUACUUUUCACUUAUUGAACUCUAUUUGGAU